AUGAAUAGUCAGGUUUUCACUGCGUAUGUUGAGGAGCAGCUCCUCUUAGCAGUGGCUGAUAAAUCCUUGGUGGUUAUGGACAAUGCUCACUAUCACAGUUGUCGAGAUCCUAUUAACUGUUGUCCAACCUCAAAUUCUACCAAAGGCGCUGAUGUGACCUUGAAACCAGAGAAAAACUUUGCAGAAAUUGCAAGUAAUUCUGACAUUGAGUAUGAAUCGCCUGAUAGAAAGCUCUCAGGAGUUGGCGAGUACAAACUCAAGUUCCUUUGUUUCAUCAUUGAUGAAUCAGGAAUCAGAGACGACCCAGAAAAGGUCCAAGCCAUACGGAACAUGCCAGAACCAACCUCUAUCUCAGCAGUCCGACGCUUCUUCGGAAUGGUCAACAUCCUGAGCAAAUUCUCACUAAAUUUAGCAGGGGAGUCCAAGCCAUUUAGAGAUCUUCUCAGACGUCAGAAAAACGUCUGGAUGAACUUCGCACUGAACUCGAACAGGACGAAGUAUGCAGAGAACUUAAAAGACUUUGCCAAGAAGGAUGGCCUGACAGACCAAGACUGA
Messenger RNA from Haliotis rufescens (red abalone), 555 nucleotides. RefSeq lists its product as uncharacterized. NCBI's taxonomy places the organism in Eukaryota, Metazoa, Mollusca, Gastropoda, Lepetellida, Haliotidae. The record is from RefSeq and is a predicted model, not a curated record. Bases 1 to 555 code for a protein of 184 amino acids. The transcript has 4 exons.